AUGUCGCCUUACACAAGCACUGGAGGUGGGCGCGCGCCCAAUGUGUCUCGCUACCUGCGUGACCUGAACACCGUCAAGGAGCCCGGUUCCGCCGAGGAGAACUUCACGUUCGAGGAUGAUCUCGCCAUAUUCACAAACACUCAAUUUUUCGACUUCGAGACUGGCCAGCACACCGACUACCAGGCACCGCCCAAGAAGGCCGAGACCGCUACCGCCGCUGAGCCCCAGGCUCCAUCCAGCGCCGUCACCGAAGAACUGACCUCUCCCAUUGGCGACUUUGGCAACGUCGACUUUUCUCUGCCAGGCGAAUUCAACUUUCACGAUUUCACCAACCCCUACCCUGCCUCGGGCGUCCCGCCCUUCGCCGAAGGCCUGGGUAACCUUCAACCUCUCCAGCCCAACCCGCAACCCACCUACGCGGCACCUCCUGUAUCUCAGCAGCACAACCACCACUAUGCCGCUCCCACGCCCUCAGCCGCCGACACCAGAACUCCUGAGUCUUUGAACGGAGUCAGCAGGCCCGGCCACAACUUCGAGGAGCAGUCUCGCGUUGCCGCAGAGGAGGACAAGCGCAGGAGAAACACCGCCGCCAGCGCCAGGUUCCGCAUCAAGAAGAAGCAGCGUGAGCAGGCUCUCGAGAAGAGCGCCAAGGAGAUGUCGGACAAGGUCUCAGCUUUGGAAUCGCGCAUCAACCUUCUCGAAACCGAGAACCGCUGGCUCAAGAACCUCGUCAUGGAGAAGAACGAGGGCAGCGAGGACAUUGCUUCUAUGCUCAAGGAAUUCCAGAACAAGCAAACCAAGACGACCGCGACAUCUUCGGACUCUCUCAAGGCUGAGGAGGCAAAGUAG
Messenger RNA from Colletotrichum godetiae, 849 nucleotides. Its product is annotated as basic region leucine zipper. Gene Ontology annotation, cellular component: nucleus. The transcript has 2 exons. Gene Ontology annotation, molecular function: DNA-binding transcription activator activity, RNA polymerase II-specific; RNA polymerase II transcription regulatory region sequence-specific DNA binding. Gene Ontology annotation, biological process: regulation of transcription by RNA polymerase II. Lineage: Eukaryota; Fungi; Ascomycota; Sordariomycetes; Glomerellales; Glomerellaceae. Bases 1 to 849 code for a protein of 282 amino acids. The record is from RefSeq and is a predicted model, not a curated record.